Messenger RNA from Phragmites australis (common reed), 1071 nucleotides. Its product is annotated as non-specific lipid transfer protein GPI-anchored 5-like. Gene Ontology annotation, molecular function: lipid binding. The coding region runs from base 283 to 816 and encodes 177 amino acids. The record is from RefSeq and is a predicted model, not a curated record. The transcript is spliced from 2 exons. Gene Ontology annotation, biological process: lipid transport. Lineage: Eukaryota; Viridiplantae; Streptophyta; Magnoliopsida; Poales; Poaceae.
CUGAAUGCUAUUCUGAAUUCUGGAAUUCUGAAGUUCUACUAACAACUCCUGCAAGAAAACCAUUUUCCUUUGCGAGAGUAGGAAAGUUCAGGUCACCUACUUAACCGCCCUGUCGUCCUGUUUCUUCGCCACCUCUGCACCGCUCAGAACCACCUAUAAAACCACUCACAAAUCACAGAAACCACACAAACAAAACGCAAAUCACAGAAACCUAGAGAGAGUGAUCCAUACAGAGCCAGGCAGUAUCAAGUCUCAGCAAGGCAGGAAGCUAGCAAUCAAGAAAUGGCGGCAAGAGGGGUGGCCAGCCUCGCGGUGGCGGUGAUGGUUGUGGUGGUACUUUUGGCCGGCGGCGCGACCGCGCAGUCGCCUUCGUCGCCGUCGAACCAGUGCACGUCGGUGCUGGUGAGCCUGUCGCCGUGCCUGAACUACAUCUCGGGCAAUGAGUCCACGGCGCCGGCGUCCUGCUGCACGCAGCUGGCCAAGGUGGUGCAGUCGGACCCGCAGUGCCUCUGCGUCGCGCUCAACGCCGACCCGGCGUCGCUCGGGCUCAACGUCAACCGGACCCGCGCGCUGGGGCUUCCCGACGCGUGCAAGGUCAAGACGCCGGACGUCAGCAACUGCAAGGGCGCCGCUGCUUCUCCGACAUCGCCGUCGUCGUCCGGGACGCCGGCGGGGCAGACGCCAGCUUCCGGCGCCACAGGGUCCAAGACGACGCCGACGACAUCCGAGACCGGUGCCGCAGCGUCGCCUCGGGGGUCGGCCGGCCUUGUCGCCGGUUUCAUCGUCGCGGCCGUUCUCGCCGUCUUCGCGGUGUGACCCGAUGCCGGCUGUAGCGAUUGCAUUUCGCCGGCUUUGGAACGGGUGCUGGUGUCGUGUAGCGUUGGAAUUGCAACCGAUUUGUGUUGUUCCAUUGGUGACGGCGAGAGGCUUGAGCCAUUUGUGCAUGAACUCCAUCUUAGUCUCCAUAGCUACCGCUCCCAUUUGUGAUUUGUACCGUGAGAGAGAGCAUGAUUAUUUGCUUGAUUCAUCACUGCAUUCGUUCUGAAUAAAGAUGCCUCGAUUGUUUUUUAA